GCGGCUUCUGUGAGUACCUCCUACUUACGUACCCUACCUACCUGCCGGUAGGUUCGGACUUCGGUCUUCUUCUUGGGGCCGACACUUUCGAGAGGAAGAGAGGAGGAGAGGCAUCAAUCACCACCUGCAGCUGAGGAUUAGCGGGGGGGCAAAAUUUCGUGGAGCUGUAGCCGCAGUGUAUAUGAUACCGGUAGCUGGCCAGCCGUGUGGCGUACCCGCAUCGGGGCUAUUGUCAAGGGCCCUUACCCAGAACAACGUGGACUGGAGCUGCGCACUUCAGGUUUCUAGUGCUCGGUCCGGUCUGGAAGGGCCACAAGUUUGAGAUGUCGUGAAGAAGUGCAUGAUCUAUACUGAUUCUAUAGUUCAUCUCAACUGUGUCUCGUCUCGUAUCUGGAGGGCAACAACCCGUCUACUGUUUUGUUCAAUCCUAUAUCUUUAACAAGUAGACUGUUCAUCUUAGUACUCUAUAGCCCAGCAGAUCCGUGGCCGUAGCUUUGUUUAUAGUUGUGUCAUAGAUGUCCGCUUCCGUGUCAGAUCUGCCAUCCCCCUAUAGUUUAUCUAUACCCCUACGUGUCAGAUCUGCAAUCCCCCAAUAGUUCGUCUAUUCUGCUCUGUAGUUCGUCCAAGCAAUAGGGAAGUCCUUUUUUUUUUUUUUUUUUUUUUCUAACUUAUCUUAGCGAAUUUAUGUGAUCUCUAGGCCUCAUCGGAUCUUUGAUGCGCCAUUAGUUCUAUUUAUUGCCCUUGCCCUUUUUAGCUCAUUCGAGUACAGUAACUUUGUUGGUAUCGUUGGUAUCUUAGCCUGUAGUCGAUCUUAUCUAACUAUAGCCAACUACAGAUCAUCUAUCAUUGCCUUCGUCCUGUAGCUUUAGUCGAGUGCUAUUAGGAUGGUCGAAUCUCUGUCAGGAGGACUCUGAGAGCACCCACCCAAGUUAGCUUUGGCCAAGUGCUAUUACAUUAUUAGGUCAGUCGAAUCUCUGCAGGAGUCGGGAGCAUACCCUCAAGUGAGGGAGGGAGGGACUUAGUCGUUCAGACUCUCUUUCUGUGUGAUUCUUGAGGUGGAACUGCCUUCAGCCAUGGAGAUAAGGACAUUGAGACUGAGUUCGUUGCUGAGGGCGGUCGUCUUAAUCUGCAUGUUGUUAUGCUCGGGCGCUCCUGUAAGCGAUGCUCGGUGGAGGAAGUGGAUCGGUCGAGUGUGCAACCCCUUCACGUCGGCGUAUGGCCCUUGGCUUAGUGGAAAAGCCACAUUUUACUCUGGGGGAGAUCAAGGCAAUGCUUGUGGCUAUGGCCGUCUGACAGGUGCCAUCUUUGGGAGGAACUUCGCUGCCGUCUCACCUAGAAUAUAUCUCGGCGGGCUGGCGUGUGGCAUGUGCCUUGAAGUGAAAUGCGUUGGUCAUCCGGGUUGUAGGAGGGGUGUUGCACGCGUCACAGUCACCGACUUGUGCCCGGCAAGACCGCCCAAUAUGGCCUUUUGCGCGGGAGGCAAGCUUCACCUGGAUCUUGGCCGUGACGUUUUCCCAGUGAUAUGCAACCCCAGGGUGGGUGUGGCACCCAUCAGGUUCCGUGCAGUGCCGUGUGCUAGAUACCGGACUCUUAACAUCAUCCUCAAUGGGAAUCGGUACGGAUAUAUGGCCAUUGUUGUUAUGAGUAUUCCUGGAAGCGGGCGAGUUAUCAGAAUGGAUGUUCGUGGGCGAGGAGGCAGAAAUUGGGAGCCAUUGAGAAGGGACUGGGGUGCCACCUUCAUGAGGACUGGGCGUCCCCUCCGCUACCCAGUCUCCAUCCGCGUUUCCAUUCUUGGAAAGCUCUGUCGGCUCAUCGCACGGAAUUGCAUCAAGGGCCAGUUCUUCAAUGGAAGGAAGCUGUCUUGCAGCUAUUCAGCAUCAAUCUGAUCCUGAAUUUGCUCACAAGAGCGAGAGAGAAGAGGGGUCUGGUAGAAGGUGUGGGGUGUACGAGGGAAGAGAACUGCAGAAGUAGAUCGCAUUCCUGAACACACACACACACACACACACACACACACACACACACACACAGAGAGAGAGAGAGAGAGAGAGAGAGAGAGAGAGCACUGGCUGAAGGAUGCAAAGACGGGCACAGAUAAGACAGCGAUGCGGCGUACACCAGGUAGUUAUCUGUACUUUUACAGUGAUAAGUAGAUAACCAAUGGGACUGCAUAGAUGAUAAGUAGAUAGCCAAUGGGACUGCAUAGAUGAGAGCGUAUGAAACUGGUAGUUAUUUGUCCUUUUGUGAGCUUUUCGAAGUCUUAAGUUUGCUCUUUAAGUGAACUGAACGGAAAGCGCUGACAGGAACGUAGCAGUCAAGACUGCUCUUUCCUUCCCGUACGUCGUCUUCCUUCCUCGGGAGGAAUUUCAGCUCAAAAUUUUGACAAAUUUUGACAUGCUGUAUAGCUUCAGUGUCUCCAUUUGAGAUAGUAGUGUACACUAGUUAGGGUUUUCUGGUGAUCGUUUUCGCUUUUGGCUCUCACGAAGAUGUUGAUAGCCGACAAUCUUGAUUUGUAAAGUCAUGGCUUGCUCUGUCCCUAAGGUGGCAGUGUACCAUAGCAACACGACACUUAGUAGCGAGGUAUUACUGUAUUGGAGAACUGGGAUAUACAUCGGAACUGGAGCAACACGACACUUAGUACCCCCAACCGUAUUGAAGCCCAGUUCUCUUGGAACACGGAACUGGAGCAGAACGGCAGAAAUGUAUUUAUAUUGAAGAGGCUACAGAAGAAUAAAUCGCAGCUAUCGCACCUAGUAAUGCACAUUCACUGGGAUAUACGGCUCUCACACUUACGCCCAUGAUAUUUUUAAACCGUUGUAGUACUGUACCUUUCCGUUCCAAUUUUGGAAGGCAGCUUCUGCUUUUUGUAGCCAUUAUUAACACAGUCAUCUACUGGUCAAUCUGGGCUGAUAAAUUCAAUCGACAGACCGUUUUUGCUUUCGGCCCUCUUUUUGAGCCUGCGGCCGAUGUACGGGAAAGGUACUGGUGGUUUAGUUUAGUCACAAGAGGGCUACUCGGGACUUUCACAAUACAGCCUGUCACCUCGAGAGUGUUAUUUCGACAUAGGGUGUCACCUCACCUCAAGAGUGUUAUUUUUCUAGAUAGGGUGCUAACUGUUUGAGCUCACAUUCUGAUUGACGGCUAGUUGAGGGCUUCUUGCUUCUAACGAUUGGGUUUUUACCAUACGAACUGCUGUUGUAAUUAGAGGGCUUGGGCUUCUGGCCUCUUUGAGCGGUACUACUGGCCACUUUUGAGGGCAUGGUCUGUGUUGAUGCGAAGGCAGUCUGGAAUUAUACCCAUACCAUAUUUUUAUAAGUGCGCGAGGAGCAGAGGUUUAUGUAGUGUGUGGUGCAUGUUAGUUCAGGACUUGGGUCUCUCAGUUGAAAAUAUUAUGUUAUGUUUAUUUGAGGGGAAAAAAGGCCAGGUGCAGCCAGGGGAGGUUCAGGGCAACUUGUGAAGUCUCUGAGUUCAAAAAUGUAUAUGUAUGUGUUCUGAGUUUAAGGCCAGGUGCAGCCAGGGGGAGCUUCAGUGCGACUUGCAAAGCUGAUUUAGUUUUUGUUGGAGUGCGAGCUGAAAUAUUCAAGGCCGUGCAUUUCGGUGUGUACGUAGUUUGGAACCUUCCUUCUUCCAGUCUUUUGGGUCUCGCUGCACUCCUCUCGGAGUGUGCAAAACGAGAGUGAAUCUUCGCUAGAAACAUGGCGAGAUAUUAUGAUUUUUUGUCUGUUGUGCACGUCGAGAGUAGUGCAGCGAUGCCCUUUGCCUGGCGAAGUAGCUAGUGCUUUCCAAAUUCAUUACCAGGUCUCUUUGAGAGUUAGGCAGGUACUAUGGGUCCUUUUGACUUGCAGUGAAAAGUCGUCCGAUGGCAUCUCGCAUCUCGCUGCUGAGUCGGAGUAGAGUAUUGGAGGACGUGCACUCUGCAUGAUAGAAAAAAAAAGGGAGCAGAAAAGCCGAAACCAAUGGGCCUAGCUCACAGUGAAGACGGUAGUUGCUUUGCAUGAUGAACCCUCGGUAUGUAUGGAACUGAUCAUAGCAUGUGGAUAAAGCAUACUCCACAGA
This is a messenger RNA of Chara braunii, 4053 nucleotides long. NCBI's taxonomy places the organism in Eukaryota, Viridiplantae, Streptophyta, Charophyceae, Charales, Characeae. The record is from the annotation of a GenBank genome assembly.